This is a messenger RNA of Diversispora eburnea, 447 nucleotides long. The record is from the annotation of a GenBank genome assembly. NCBI's taxonomy places the organism in Eukaryota, Fungi, Glomeromycota, Glomeromycetes, Diversisporales, Diversisporaceae.
AUGUAUGGAUCUGAAUAUCCGGUGGUGAAAGAACUUGGUAAAGGAGCAACAAAUGCUGGUAAAAAAGCAAUGGUAAGAGAAUGGCUUCGUGAUGAAAAAAUUUCUGUUUCUUUACCAAAUAUUUUUGAACUGGGGAUACGUAAAUCAUUGCCCCAUCAUUUAGGAGAAUCAUAUUCCCAUUUCUUAAUUGUCGAUAAACCUGAAUAUGACUUGGUCUUAGGAAGUUCAUGGCUAAUAGGGUGUGGAUCUGAUAUUGAUUAUUAUGCUUAUCAAAUAGACAGAAAUGCCCUUUGGGAGAAAAGGGGGAAAUUUUGCUGGAGAGAAGAUAGUAUAGAAAUAAUGCCUCAAUCAGCAAGUAUUGGAGAUGAUACUUCCAAUUCUGAUCCACCCCUUCCAAUCUUUACUGUCAUCUUCGAAAAGAGACAAAAGAACAUUAUUCCACAAUAA